Molecule: messenger RNA, 3820 nt
Organism: Carcharodon carcharias (great white shark)
Lineage: Eukaryota; Metazoa; Chordata; Chondrichthyes; Lamniformes; Lamnidae
Gene: ppfia2
Product: PTPRF interacting protein alpha 2
Exons: 35
Coding region: 1-3723 (1240 amino acids)
Biological process (GO): synapse organization
Cellular component (GO): presynaptic active zone
Molecular function (GO): protein binding
Source: RefSeq, a predicted model, not a curated record
AUGAUGUGUGAGGUGAUGCCCACUAUCAGCGAGGACACCCUCAGCCAGAGGGGCUCACAGAGCAGCUCGGAGGACUCCAAUUUCGAGCAGCUGAUGGUCAACAUGCUGGACGAACGGGACCGGCUGCUCGACACCCUCCGGGAGACCCAGGAGAGCUUAGCGCUGGCACAAGGCAAACUCCAGGAUGUCAUCUACGACAGGGACUCUCUGCAGCGCCAGCUUAACUCUGCACUGCCCCAGGAUCUUGAGAGCAUGUAUGGAGGAAUUGGAGGAGGUAAAGGGGCAGAUCCGCCUGAGUUUGCUGCACUGACAAAGGAGUUAAAUACUUGCAGAGAACAACUGUUGGAAAAAGAAGAGGAGAUUUCUGAACUUAAAGCUGAGAGGAACAAUACAAGACUGUUGUUGGAACAUUUGGAAUGCCUUGUGUCAAGACACGAACGAUCACUGAGAAUGACAGUAGUGAAACGGCAAGCUCAGUCUCCUUCAGGGGUUUCCAGUGAAGUUGAGGUUUUGAAAGCAUUAAAGUCACUUUUUGAGCAUCAUAAGGCUUUAGAUGAGAAGGUGAGGGAACGUCUACGAAUUGCUCUGGAGAGGGUAUCCACACUGGAAGAGGAAUUGGCAGCUGCUAACCAGGAGAUAGCAAUACAGCAAGAGCAAAAAGCACAUGCCCAGAAAAAUGAAGAAUCAGCAGAAUCUGAACUUCCUGAGGGAGAAGAACAAGGUCAGAGAAUUCAUGGAAAGCCUCUUUCUAAUGGUUCUAUCGACCCUAAUGAUAAAAUUAUUCAAGUUAUGGAACUACAGGAAUUACUGGAAAAACAGAAUUAUGAGAUGACCCAAGUAAAGGAACGGCUAACAACCUUGUCUGGUCAGUUAGCUGAAGUGGAACAGGAUCUAGAAACAGCCAGAAAGGACCUGAUUAAGUCAGAAGAAAUGAGUACUAAAUACCAGAGGGAUAUCAGAGAGGUAAUUGCUCAGAAAGAAGACAUGGAAGAAAGGAUAACUACAUUGGAGAAGCGGUACCUUAAUGUGCAGAGAGAAUCAACCUCAUUACAUGACAUAAAUGACAAACUUGAAAAUGAGUUGGCAAAUAAGGAUGCAUUCUUACGCCAGCUAGAAGAAAAAAAUAGACAGUUACAGGAACGCCUGGAACAUGCUGAACAGAAGCUACAGCAAACAAUGAAGAGAGCAGAAACAUUACCAGAAGUAGAAGCUGAGCUUGCCCAGCGAAUUGCAGCCCUGACAAAGGCUGAAGAGAGACAUGGCAGCAUAGAAGAACGUUUGAGGCACUUAGAGACUCAGCUUGAAGAAAAGAAUCAAGAACUUCAGAGGGCCCGCCAAAGAGAGAAAAUGAAUGAAGAGCACAAUAAGAGGCUCUCUGACACAGUGGACAGAUUGCUAACAGAGUCUAACGAGCGACUUCAGCUGCAUUUAAAAGAGCGAAUGGCUGCGUUAGAGGAUAAGAACAUGUUGAUACAAGAAUCUGAACUACUAAGAAAACAACUAGAAGAGUCUCUUCAUGAUAAGGAACGAUUAGCAGAAGAAGUUGAAAAAUUUCACUCUGAGGUUCAACAAAUGAAAAUGCAAUCUGUUGCUUUGUUGGACCCAGCCAUGUCCAGGCCACGCUUGGAUACUUCACCUGAUAUGCGGUAUUCCAUGGGCUCAUUGAUAGAUAGCCAAUCUGACCAUUAUAGGUCUGCCAAAGUGCUAAGGAGAUCACAGAAAGGGUGUACAGUAGGCCACAGAGAAGAACCAAAGAUACAGACAAUUGGUGAUAAAGAGUGGAGCAGGACUCAACAUAUUGGUCUGUUGAGCAGCCAUCAAUUUGAGAGUGACACUGAAAUGUCUGACAUCGAUGAUGAUGACAGAGAAACCAUAUUUAGUUCCAUGGAUCUUCUUUCACCUAGUGGGCACUCUGAUGCUCAGACUCUUGCCAUGAUGCUACAAGAACAGCUUGAUGCCAUUAACAAUGAAAUAAGGUUAAUUCAGGAAGAAAAAGAGUCAACUGAACUUCGUGCUGAGGAAAUUGAGAAUCGAGUGGGUAGUGUUAGCCUUGAAGGUCUAAAUUUGGCCAGAAUGCAUCCAGCAAGAUCUAUUACAGGCUCUGUCACUGCUUCAUCAUUAGCUAGCUCCUCCCCUCCUAUCAGUGGACAUUCAACACCCAAAUUCAGAGCGCGUAGCCCUGCCAGGGACAUUGAUCGAAUGGGCAUCAUGACAUUGCCUAGUGAUCUAAGGAAGCAUCGGAGAAAGAUUGCAGCUGUUCAGGAAGAAGGUCGUGAAGAUAAAGCCACAAUAAAAUGUGAAACGUCACCUCCAUCAACACCAAGACCAGUAAGAAUGACACAUACCCUGCCCUCCUAUCACGAUGAUGUACGUAGUUUUUCAGCAUCAAUAGAAGCAGAAAUGGGCAACUACAGCAGCACAAGUAGCCAAGACUCACUCCAUAAAGCACAAAAGAAGAAAGGAAUCAAAUCUUCUAUAGGCCGUUUAUUUGGCAAAAGAGAGAAAGGGCGGCUAGCACACCUUGCAGGUAUUUUCGAUGUCGAGAUUGGUAAUCCAGAUUCCCUUGGACUGGGAAAACUAGGAACACAAGCAGAAAAAGAUAGAAGAUUGAAGAAAAAGCAUGAACUAUUAGAAGAAGCCCGGAGAAAAGGUUUGCCAUUUGCACAAUGGGAUGGACCAACAGUAGUCGCAUGGCUUGAGCUGUGGCUUGGAAUGCCUGCAUGGUAUGUUGCUGCUUGUCGUGCAAAUGUGAAGAGUGGUGCCAUCAUGUCUGCCCUGUCUGACACUGAGAUCCAAAGGGAAAUUGGAAUCAGCAAUCCACUUCAUCGAUUAAAACUCAGGCUGGCAAUCCAAGAGAUGGUGUCACUAACAAGCCCAUCAGCGCCCCCAACAUCUAGAACACCCUCAGGAAAUGUCUGGGUGACCCAUGAGGAAAUGGAAAACUUAACAUCUCCCGAGGACACCCAGGAGUCUGAAGAAGGCAGUUGGGCUCAGACAUUGGCUUAUGGUGACAUGAAUCACGAAUGGAUUGGUAAUGAAUGGCUUCCUAGUCUAGGAUUACCUCAGUACCGCAGCUACUUCAUGGAGUGCCUGGUAGAUGCAAGAAUGUUGGAUCACUUGACAAAGAAGGAUCUUCGUAUUCAUUUAAAAAUGGUGGAUAGCUUUCAUCGAACAAGUUUACAGUAUGGUAUUAUGUGCUUGAAGCGGUUGAACUAUGACCGAAAAGAACUGGAAAAGAGAAGAGAUUUAAGCCAACAUGAAAUUAAAGAUGCAAUAGUAUGGAGCAAUGAUCGUGUCAUCAGGUGGAUACUGUCCAUCGGCCUUCGAGACUAUGCAAACAACCUCAUGGAAAGUGGUGUCCAUGGAGCACUCCUAGCCUUGGAUGAAAACUUUGACUAUAGCAGUUUGGCUUUAAUACUUCAAAUUCCCACACAAAACACACAGGCAAGACAGGUCCUUGAAAGAGAGUAUAAUAACCUUCUUGCACUCGGAACAGAGAGGGCUCUUGAUGAUGAUGAUGAGAAAAAUUUUCAGCGAAGGCCUUCCUGGAGAAAACAAUUCCCUUCACGUGAAGUUCAUGGAAUCAGCAUGAUGCCAGGAUCUUCUGAAACACUUCCUGCAGGUUUCAGAUUAACAACUACAUCCACAAAAAGAUCCUCUGAUGUUGGCACAUCAGGAAUGCAAAGGAUUGAUAACUCCACCAUUCGGACUUACUCUUGCUGACAGCCAGAGAAAUUUAAGCAGCGCUAUUUUGAGCAUAUUCCUGAUGCCUGUAUGGAAACAAAUCCAAUGCCUUUGAAGACUGACAUGACCAGCAGCA